CACUCUUCAACUUUUUCUUUAUCUGAGCAACUUUUUUCUAAUCUUGACUUUUUUUCUUCUUCCGUUCUUUUUCCUUUUUUCUACAUCUACUUCAAUUCCCACUUCCAAGAUCUCGCACCUUAGAAAACACCUGCUAUUAUCAAUUCACCCUGUAAUCGUUCAUAUUGCUUGCACUUUUUAUAAUAGUCUCUAUCUUGAUCCGCUUGCUUGGGACGCGUUACAUCCAAGACAUUUUUACUCUUUUUGGUCAUUUUAGUGUCCUUUUUUUAGCACCAACCACCAUCAACGGACAAGUAGAAGAGUCACUACAACUACCACCACCAUCCUACUCCAUUUUUUAUCCUUGCACGCAGCACUGAGGAGAAUUCAAUUCUAUCCUAAUUGCAUGGUGUCGUGGGUGUAUUUUCAAUCUUUCCAACCAUCCUUAAUUACACACCGCCUGUUGAAAUCAUGUCGAAACUCUUUACUUCCACGUUUUCUCAAGCGAUAUAUAGUCCUUUGAACUCACAAGAUCUUGCCCAAAACAGUGACCAUCCCGACAGUCAAAGCUCUAAUAUAAAGCCAUAUCAAUCUCCUCAUCAACAGCAACAGCAUCAGCAACAGCGAAGAGGACAUUUCCGGCAUCGGUCGCAGAGUCAGAGUAGUAAUCGGUCCAUUUACUCUAUCUCGGAUCAGUUGCAGCAUCAACAGCACCAACAGCACCAGCAUUUCCCACCUGCUUUUGAGGAAGGCGAGGAUAGAGCUGACAAUGAACCCUUGAUAAUUCAGCAACAAAUCACUAGUAGGGUAGCUUCUGUAUCUGCAUCGCCCAAAGCAACAAGACGCAGCAGUGCCGUUCGCUCCUUAACAUCCCAAUUAUCCCCGUUUCAUAAUUCUCCCGCGGUCGUCCUAGCAAGCGACUCGGCAACAACAAUAACACUCACAGCAAUAAAUACACCCACAAUAUUAACAGUUGGCACAGGGACAAGUUAUGACGAUGAGCCUUCAUCACCACCACCAAAGUAUACAACAGAGAAUUUAGAAUACUCUGAACCUACUCGGCUCUCAUCAUAUGAACAUGGUGAGGAAGGAAGAAUUGGAUAUCAUCAAAAGGAAUAUGGCCAGGAUGAUGGGUUGUUGAUGCAGGCGUUAACAACUCUAGUCUUUGCUGUCGUUGGGCUCAUCUUCGCAGGAUGGCUGCUGGACGUAAUUCAGCACUGGCAAGUUUUCGUUGACAUCUCAGAACUGAUUAUCCUGAUCCCUAUCCUACUCAAUCUCAAAGGGAACCUGGAGAUGAAUCUCGCUAGUCGGCUUUCAACUGCUGCCAACAUGGGACUCCUUGACACGGCUCAAUCACGGAAUGCGUUCAUUAAAGGAAAUUUAGCAUUAUUGCAGGUGCAAUCAUUGGCUGUAGGAUCCGUUGCAGGUCUGUUUUCCUUUGGAUUGGGAUUAAUGCUCCAUCCAAUUACUAAUAACCCAAACGAGGUUGCCAUCACGAUCACGGCCAGUAUGCUAUGCGCCGCAAUGAGUAGCUUUGUCCUUGGAGGGUUCAUGUGCGGAUUAGUCCUGAUUUGCCGACGAUACAACAUCAAUCCAGACAACAUUGCCUGUCCACUAGCCUCGUCCUUUGGAGAUUUGGUCACUUUGGUGAUUUUAGCAGCCUGUUCUGUGUUUUUACAAAUAUUUAUCAACACUCCGGUCCCAGUAGUUAUGCUGGUCGUUUUACUGGGUCUGAUUCCUGCAUGGAUAGUGUAUGUGCGCCGAAAUAAGUAUGUGUCAGAGGUAGCCAAAGAAGGAUGGGUGCCAGUGUUCGCAGCAAUGGUAAUUGCAGGGACUGCAGGAUUGACAUUGGAGCGUUAUAUCACCGAUUAUCCAGGACUGGCGCUGAUCUCACCAGUCUUGAACGGAUUGACGGGUAACAUUGGGUCGAUCUAUGCAAGUCGUAUUAGUACUUCGCUCCACAUCAAUAUCAAAGAGAACUAUCGGAAGACCGAACGAACGCUUUUCCUUGUUCAUAUCCCCAUCGAGGCUGUGUUCUUGGCGAUCGUCGGGAUCAUGGGAUUGGGACAUAUCGAAUGGGGUCUGGCAGCCGUGGCUGGAUAUUCACUUGUAGCGCUCUGCCUUGUUGUUAUUUCGUUGGCGAUGGCCAAAUGGAUCACUCUUGGUUUUUGGAAGUGGGGCUAUGAUCCAGAUAACUAUGCUCUGCCUAUUAUAACAUCGUUGAUUGACGUGGUUGGCACAGCUUUGCUUGUCGCAUGGUUCUGGGCGCUCAGCUAUGGAGGACUACAUGAGUAAAUGGAGUUCUAGAAAUUAGCCAAUGUAAUAUAUAUACAAUAGACUACCCUAAUACCACAUAUUCCAAAGAUUUAUAAGAGAGUAGAUUUUUUUUGUACGGUUGCCCGAGUUUUGUUGUAGGCGAGUUUUUUGGUCUUUAUCUUGAUGACAAUGCGC
This is a messenger RNA of Lobosporangium transversale, 2430 nucleotides long. RefSeq lists its product as hypothetical. The transcript is spliced from 6 exons. The record is from RefSeq and is a predicted model, not a curated record. Gene Ontology annotation, biological process: monoatomic cation transport. Lineage: Eukaryota; Fungi; Mortierellomycota; Mortierellomycetes; Mortierellales; Mortierellaceae. Gene Ontology annotation, molecular function: monoatomic cation transmembrane transporter activity. The coding region runs from base 451 to 2274 and encodes 607 amino acids. Gene Ontology annotation, cellular component: plasma membrane.